This is a messenger RNA of Dryobates pubescens (Downy woodpecker), 4273 nucleotides long. It is a transcript of the gene HLTF, whose product is annotated as helicase like transcription factor. Bases 139 to 3012 code for a protein of 957 amino acids. Lineage: Eukaryota; Metazoa; Chordata; Aves; Piciformes; Picidae. The record is from RefSeq and is a predicted model, not a curated record. The transcript is spliced from 24 exons. Gene Ontology annotation, molecular function: nucleic acid binding; zinc ion binding; ATP-dependent chromatin remodeler activity.
UUUUCUGUCCACGGGCCCUUCAUUGGCCGGGCCUGCGGAGCCUCUGGCAGCGAUUGGUGGUCGCUGCGCUGGGCUGUGGAGCGCGGACGUCUGAGUAGCGCUAUCUGGGCGUUGCGGCGCUUGGACCUUGCUGCUGCCAUGUGGAGGCUGCCCAACCUUGGGUUGGAAGACUUUCUCUCUGUAGGUGACACUUCUGGAACGGAGGAGGAUACAGACUCUGCUGUCUUGUACGGAACUUUGCGAGGAAGCGUUGUUGGAUUACGAUACUACACAGGGAUUGUUAACAACAAUGAGAUGGUUGCACUUCAGAGGGAGCCUAAUAAUCCUUAUGAUAAAAACGCAGUGAAAGUGAACAACGUGAAUGGAGACCAGGUGGGCCACAUAAAAAAAGAACUGGCAGCAGCACUAGCAGGCAUUCUGGACAGCAAACUAGCAGUAGUUGAAGGAGUUGUCCCUUAUGGAGCAAAAAAUACCUUUACCAUGCCUGUACAGAUGAGCUUUUGGGGAAAAGAAGAAAACAAGGAAGCAGUGCUGAAUGAGCUAAAAAAGCAUGGAUUUAAACUGGCUCCUCCUGUGAAAGAGCAAGCAGGUUCAGGAGGUGGUUUUGGAUCAAAGUGGGUUUCUGGGAGAGCUGGUCCAAGUUACAGUGCUCCAGCUCAUGCUGCUGUCCAGUUGACCACAGAACAGCUUAAAAGCGAAUUUGACAAAUUGUUUGAGGAUCUGAGGGAAGAUGACAAAACUUGUGAAAUGGAAGGAGCAGAGGCUGUUGGCACACCCUUGCUUCCCCAUCAGAAGCAGGCUUUAGCUUGGAUGGUUUCACGUGAGAACAGCAACGAUUUACCCCCAUUUUGGGAAGAGAGAAGUGACUUCUAUUACAACACACUUACCAAUUUUGCAGAAAAGAAGCGACCUCAAAAUGUCCUUGGAGGAAUACUAGCUGAUGAUAUGGGGCUGGGUAAAACACUUACUACUAUUGCACUGAUUCUCACAAAUUUUCAAGAUGGCAAGCCUCUUCCUGUUGAAAAGGUCACAAAUGCAAAGUUCUGUGAGGAAUCUGAUACUAACAGCAUGAGCAGCGUUGGACCUAGAGUAUGUAAAGACUCUAGCAGUGUGAUGGAGCCUGGUGUUUCAAGUGUGAAAAAACCUAAAACUGCUGUGUUGAAGCACUCAAGUUGUCUUCCAAAGAGAGGCAAAGCCAAGAAACCCAAAUACUCAGGAAGCAGUGACUUGGUAGAGUCUGAAGAAUUGCAGCUGCAAGAAACAGAAACAACUUCCUGUGUUACCCAAGAUAGUACAGACUUUGCAUCUGCACUUCUAACUUCAUCUACUGGUUUAAAAAGGAGAACAAAGAGAAAAGGUACCACUAGCAUUCAGUCAGUUGAGAGGGAAUGUUCUGAUGCUGGCCCCAGGGCAACACUGAUUGUAUGUCCACUGUCUGUCCUAAGCAAUUGGAUGGACCAGUUUGAACAGCAUAUCCACCAAGACUUUCAGGUCAAGGUUUAUGUUUAUUAUGGCUCUGACCGUAGCAAAGACCCCUCAGUCCUUUCAGAACAAGAUGUCGUCUUGACAACAUACAGCAUCUUAGCUACUGAUUAUGGAACCAGAGGUGAGAGCCCUUUACACAAAGUCAAGUGGCUGAGAAUCGUGUUGGAUGAGGGCCACACCAUACGAAAUCCGAAUGCUCAGCAAACUAAAGCUGCCUUAAAUCUGGAGGGACACAGAAGAUGGGUACUUACAGGCACUCCUAUUCAGAAUUCUGUCAAAGAUCUGUGGUCUCUUAUUUCCUUCUUAAAACUGAAACCUUUUACUGACCGAGAGUGGUGGCACAGAACAAUUCAACGUCCGAUCACAAUGGGAGCUGCAGGAGGGCUUGGGCGUUUACAGUCUCUUAUUAGGACUAUUACUCUCAGAAGAACUAAAACAAGCAAAGUCAAAGGAAGGCCUGUUUUGGAGUUGCCAGAACGUAAAGUACUUAUUCAGCACAUCACACUGACGGAGGAGGAGAGGCAGAUCUACCAGUCUGUGAAGACUGAGGGCAAAGCUGCUGUUAGCAGAUUUUUCAGGGAAGGGACUGUACUAGGUCACUAUGCUGACAUCCUUGGUGUCCUGCUCAGAUUAAGGCAGCUUUGUUGUCAUCCUCGUCUUUGCAUAAGUAUGCCUUCCAGUUUUCCAGCUGAUAAUACAACCCCUGAGGAACUGCGUGAAGCAUUAGUGAGCAAAAUGAAGUUGGUCCUGAGCUCUGGUUCAGAUGAAGAAUGUGCAGUUUGCUUAGAGUCCCUGACCCUGCCUGUGAUAACACGCUGUGCACACGUGUUCUGUAAGCCAUGCAUCUUUGAAGUCAUCAGAAGUGAACAGCCAAAUGCCAAAUGCCCUCUCUGCAGGAGUGAGCUUAGAGCAAAGCACUUGGUGGAAUGUCCCCAGGAAGAGGAAGCAGACUCCAGUGAUGGGGAGAGCUCUGAUCAGGGAUGGACAUCCAGUUCAAAGAUAAAUGCUCUAAUGCAUGCUCUGAUAGAACUGCGGAGGGAAAAUCCGACUGCUAAGUGCCUGGUGGUUUCUCAGUUCACAACUUUCCUCUCACUGAUAGAAAAGCCCUUAAAAGAAUCAGGGUUUGCCUUUACUCGUUUGGAUGGUUCAAUGGCACAGAAGAAAAGAGUGGAAGCAAUUCAGUGUUUCCAGAGCAGCCAAGCAGGAUCUCCAACUGUAAUGCUUUUGUCUCUGAAAGCAGGUGGAGUUGGAUUAAAUCUGACAGCAGCUUCCCGAGUGUUUUUAAUGGAUCCUGCUUGGAAUCCUGCUGCAGAGGACCAGUGCUUUGACAGAUGUCACAGGCUGGGUCAGAAGCAUAACGUUGUUAUUACUAAGUUCAUUGUGAAGGAUUCAGUGGAAGAAAAUAUGCUGAAAAUUCAAAAGAAGAAAAGGGAACUUGCAGCAGGAGCCUUUGCUACCAAAAAGCCUUCAGCAAGUGAAGUAAAACAAGCCAAAAUUAAUGAAAUUAAGACUCUGAUUGAUUUAUAGCUUGGAACUAUGGUAUUUUGAGCAAAUAAUACAUUUAAUAUUUUAGUUAAUAUUACCCUUCAAGUUACAAUGGCUCAUGCAAACUUUUGCUAUCUUUGUGUUCAAAAGAUAAAGGCUUCAAAUAAAUGAUAAAAACAACUUUGCUCCUGAAUGUUCAUUUAGAAAUGCACAAACUUCUUGUGCACUCCUGAAAUCUUUCUACUGUCCAUGUCUUUGAAAUGCUACUUAGUCUGUACAGUGCUUAAGAACACAUUAAAACCUCUUCAAAACAGAAAUGCAUAUUCACACAUUCUGACUUACAGACUCCUACAACCAUUCAGAUUGGAAAAGACCCUUGAGAUCAUCAGGUCCAACCAUUAACCCUCCUCUACCAAGUUCAUCACUAAGCACCACAUCUAAGUGACCUUUGAACACCUCCAGGGACAGUGACUUAACCUGUUCCAAAGCUUGACCACUUUUUCAGUGAAAGAAAGUUUUCCUAAUAUCCCAUCUUACCCUACCCUGGUGCAGCUUAAGGACAUUCCAUCUUAUUCUAUCACUAAUAACCUGUGAGAAGAGACCAGCACCUACCUCUCUAGAAUUGUCCUUUCAGGUAGUUGUAGAGGGCAAUAAGGACUCCACUCAGUCUCCUCUUCCUCAAACUAAACAGUCCCAGUUCCCUCAGCUGCUCUUCAUAAGACUCUUUUAAGGGUUGCUCUGAGUUGUCACCAUCUAAGGAACACCAUAGAUUAGAUGCUCUUUAGAGGCAAAUGGAGUUCCAAUACUUGAGUCACAAUCUAAGCAGUUAAUGCUUUGAGUACCUACAGUUUUCCAGCAGAAAAUGGUUUGAUGCAUCAAGUGAUGCUAUUACAAAGGACAAAAAGAGUGCAGUUUUUCUGAAAAUGCUGCCUGCAGUAACUAUGAAGGAAACAGUGGCAGAUAAUGACAUAGAGGCCAUUCUAUUGAAAGUAAACUGCAUAGAGUUUGGUAUAGGUCAUACCAUUUGCUUUCCUGAGGCUGUAAGAUAAACACUUGACCAUAGUAUGAGUCAAAGAGGCUAGGACAGAAUGGUUUUAGAAGUUUUCUUUCUUUACUAACUACAUCUUUUGACCAAAAACAUGCAGGUUUUUACCUUAUUCAGCAUCUCUCCUUAUUUCUCCUACUAAUGUAACAAAACUUGCAUGCUAAACCAGAUUUUUAGGUUGGAAUAGUCUCAUGCCCUUAACACUUUCAGUUUUCUCCAACCAAACUUAAAAAAACAAAACACAACACCAUGUCUAUU